AUGGCGAGGACUAGCGAUGGCAACAGCGCUGGACGACUGCUUCGCGUGUUAGGAGACUGCGAACUCUUCCACAUGGAGGCAGCGAUGGUCAGUGUCAAACCCAGGACCAGCUCUGAGUCUUUGCUAAAACCUAGUGGCGGGGACAACGUGGACGUGCUGAAACGCACUCCUGAGGGUCGAGUGCUGUCGCUGUCAGACCACAAGCGGAUUGCAAGACUGCAAGCUGCUUUGACUACAGUAAGAAAUGCCUAUGACAUUCAAGAUAAUGGUGAAGGAUCAGGAAAAAAGAACUCGAGCCGAAAUUUAGUGCACAUGGUGGCUGGAGCUGCUAUGAUGCAGUCGAUGCGAGAUUGCACGGCGUCUCGGACGAACUGCUGCAUUUGGGGGUCACAAGCGGAGAUUAUGCAUAUAUUGCUGGAGUGGAUCAUGAACCUCGAACGUGAAAGUGGUGGAAAAACAGUGUCUACUUGUGACUAUGCGCGGCAGUUGCUGCUGGAAUGGAUGCAGCCGAUUACCGAGAAGCAGAAACAGUUGGUUGCUUGUCUUACGCUUUUUGAGUUGUUGCAACGGCAUCGUUCCAAGUUACAGACGUUCGAAGCACGAGAGGAGAAUGUUUGCCUGCUGGGUGAUCAAGUUGAGGUAUACAUGGAUGCAAUUCGUGAUAUUGUAGAACGAGGAACUACUCGGGUUGACUUGCAUCGUGUUAAACCGUCCAAGCUUGCGCUGAUCGCCUUAGAAACGCUUAUAUUGCUGAGUGGGGACGUCGCUGCCCAGUAUUUGAUCUCCAAUGAAGUAGCACAAACGCGUUUGGUUGACGAUAAGUUGAUGCACAAAGUGGUGGAGACCAUGCGAUUCUGUCUUAUGACGCUACGGCAGUGGCAUUUACACUCAACACGCCGACAGUUACUUGGGUAUGCGAUUCAACAUCUGCUAGCAUAUGUCACUGCUUGUGAUGUCGUCUUGCCAAGUAAAAAUCGAAAUGGAGAUGGAAACACGGGUGUAGAUAACCAAACCGUGCUUGAUGUACUAUGUUGGCAUUGGGAGACAACCGCCCCAGUUCUUUGCACACGCUCUGUCGCAUUCUCUCGAGUCCAAAAGCACCAGCCGUCUAAGGUUCUUGCUCGAGUUUUGGAGAGGUGGGCUACAGAUACAUAUGCAACCCGAGAUAAGCCUGGCAUUGUUAACCCUGAGGUAGUAAACGCUCAACUACGCUACGUGUGCCUAUUGAUGGAUUCAAUUGGUGGAGUGAAAGGAUGUUCCAAGGCAUUUGGAGACUUUUCAGCAGAAAUGAAGGCAAACUUUGUUUUCUUCUUUGUGCACGGUUUGACUACGGCAGUCAAAAAUGGCAACUACACGACAGUUCUACUCGUUUUAGAAGUCCUAAGAACCCUACUGUUGCCCAGUGAUUCACUCAGCCUUUUGGACUCACGAGACGAAGAACAAGGUCUUCUUUCGCAGUUGCUUCGUUCACACGGCAGGUCCACAGUCACGCGUGUGGUUUCUGAUAUUGGAUCGGAAGCUCAAACAGAAUUGGAGUUGUUUGUCGCCGACUUCAUUAUUUCUCGUGGAUUAUUGAUCACUGAGCUUGUAUGCCGAGUAGAUGGCACCCACACUGCAAAUGUUAUGAAUGCAAUUUCACUCGUGCGGACAUUUCUAUACCAACUCGACAAUGCAACUAAUCAAUCACCGCUGUAUCGACACUGGCGCAAGCAGCUUACGCCGGGCGUAUUGUGUCUCAUCACUCACGAAAACUACAGUGUGCAGCGACUGGCUAUUUCAUGCUUGCCAUCACUUGACGCUUUGUCCUGCGUCGCUGGAUUGACCACAACCGCUAUGCACAAAGCUGGAAGCCAAGUCAUCUCAUUGGCACUUGGAUACCUUUUCUCGACUGCGACGCGGAAAUCUCUUGAGGUAAUGGUGUCGUGGUAUAUUGAUGCGUGCCAGUUUGGGAGCAUUCAAUCCCAUUUCAUCUCUAGUAAGAUGCUGACAGCUCCUCGUGAUUGGAGUGACUACGUUGCCCAACUGGGUGCAAGUGCUAAAGAAAAUGCUGCUAUCGACGAACGGAAGGAGCUGCAAGAGAGACUAUUUUCAUUGUGCUUCAGCCCAACGGGGUGGAGCAAUUAUCUCCGAGCGACAAAUACGAGAAGUGAAGUUUUGUGCAUCCUACUUCGCAAGAAUUUUGGUUCUCCUCGUGAUCCUGUGCUAUUAAGAAUGCUGCGUGAAUUUACGGCGUGUGGCUGGGUGAACCAUGAAGAAUUUGAAGUCAUGGCGCGGCAAAUCUGCUCCUUUAUGAUGAAUGUUCCGCGUUUAACUGAAGAGUCUUUGAAUGAUAAUUCGCCCUCAGCCGCAAAAAAUAUUGAGGGGUUGCUAUUUUCUGGAUUAGCACCGCUGCUAGUGCUACGAAUGAUUCCUAGAGAGGUCUUUCGAUCCGUCCAAAUGAAGACGCUGUCGUGUGGGCGCGAGGAUUUGGAUCACCUAAAUGAGUAUAUCGACCAUCAGCUACAGGUCGAUGACAGCGACCUAAACACUAAAUUUGAAGUGAAGGCGUGUGCCACGGGUGAAGUUCUCUUUCACAUUCUUGCCCGCUCCGUGGUGGAUCCACUGGAAUUCAAGGAGGUCAAGAUGCUCGCAACGGAGUCUUUGUCCAAGUUUCCUCCCCCACUUGUGAUGCCGUUCGUGCUUGCACACGUAGUUGCAUUCUUGCGAGAAGCAACCCCUCACGGAGAACAAGAUUGUUCAUGUAUUGUCGAAGACGACAGCGUUCCAGAUUCUUGUGGACUGGUGACAGCUAAGUUGAUGGUGUACUACCUCAACAGAGUUUUUUCGGAGGAUGAACACGCCUACAAAGAUUGUGACAUCAGUUCAAAAGCAAUUGCAGUGCUGGUGCAAAUCCUGGCACUUCCGGCCGAUGAUUCACUCGUUGCCGACCUCCAACGCGGUUGCAUAGAUUGCAUAUCGUUGAUACUCUCCAGACUUGCAGCAAACGACAGCGGACAAGAAACGAAAAAAAUGCCGAGUGCUGCAUCACUUAUGAACCUGCUGAUAGCGUGGAUAUUCGGGAUCCAGAAUGGAGAUAACGGAGAAAACAGUAAAACUCGUGAUACUGAUGGCAUCGACUCACGAGUGCAAAGACUGCUCGAUAGUAUGUGGAGCGAAGCUCGAUACGACCAAUUACCACUGCAAGUUCGUAUUUGCUGCUGCAAUGUCCUACUCAGGUUGGGUUUGAUUGUUAUUUGA
Molecule: messenger RNA, 3237 nt
Organism: Phytophthora nicotianae INRA-310
Lineage: Eukaryota; Oomycota; Peronosporomycetes; Peronosporales; Peronosporaceae
Exons: 9
Coding region: 1-3237 (1078 amino acids)
Source: RefSeq, a predicted model, not a curated record